CAUUGCUUGAAGGGCAGUUCAGUUGGCCUGACUGACGAGGUUUCAUGAUUCUCACUUCGCCUUCAUGAAUCGAGAAGCUCGAUCUGUCUAGUUACACGAAUUCAUAGCGUACUUAAAGACAAUAAUCUCGAGCGUCGCUUUUACUAUUUCUGGCACGGAAGCGAAGACUGGCAAUUGUCUCACGAAAACGUAAUCGCUCAGAACAUCAAAUUUUGCAUCCUUUGUUUCGCAGGGAUUUAGAAUGGACGAUACUGCAGAAGGGAAGUUACAAGGCAAAGCAGCUGACGAUUCUGAAGAGGCAUCCAGUAGUAGUGCUAGCUCAGCCCCCGGUAAUAUGGUGCACAAAAAGCCGGUUGUGAUCAUUGUCAUCGGGAUGGCAGGUAGUGGAAAGACGACUUUGAUGCAGCGGCUGGUAUCACAUCUAUCAACCUCCAAAAGCAGAGGCUACGUAUUGAACCUUGACCCUGCAGUGAUGUCUCUACCUUUCAGUGCAAACAUUGAUAUCCGUGAUACUGUAAACUAUAAGAAUGUGAUGAAGGAAUACCACUUGGGUCCCAAUGGGGGAAUCCUGACAUCUCUCAAUCUAUUUGCCACUAAGUUCGAUGAGGUUGUGGGAUUGGUAGAGGCACGGGCGGCCGAUCUAGAUUAUGUACUUGUGGAUACCCCUGGACAGAUCGAAAUUUUCACGUGGUCGGCCUCUGGUGCGAUAGUUAUUGAAGCUUUCGCAUCUUGUUUCCCAACAGUUGUAACUUACGUCGUUGACACACCACGAUCCGUGAACCCGGUGACUUUUAUGAGUAACAUGCUUUACGCAUGUGGUAUACUGUAUAAGACACGGCUUCCACUACUUUUGGCGUUCAACAAGGUUGAUGUUGUGAAACAUCAGUUUGCCGUAGAGUGGAUGGAUGACUUUGAGGCUUUUCAAGCUGCUGUGGAGGGCGAUUCGUCUUAUUCCUCGAGUCUGAGCCGCAGUCUUUGCUUGGUUCUUGAUGAGUUUUACAAAAAUCUUAGCAAUGCCGGAGUUUCAGCUGUGACAGGGGAAGGUAUCGAGGAUUUCUUCCACCAAGUGGACAAGUGUGCUGAUGAGUACAUGGAGUCUUACAGGCCUGAUCUCGAGAAGCGGAAAGCUGAAAAAGCUCAAGUCGAGGCCAAACGGCGGGAAGCAAAUAUGGCUCGGUUGCAGAAAGACCUUGACGAUUCUAAAGGUCAAAACGUGGUUCUGAGCGCUCCGCGUCGCAUGGAAGAUGGAGAUGAAGAGGACGAAUUAGAUGAAGAGGAAGAGGAAGAGGAGGACGAUGACGACGACGCAAAUGGAGAAGAAGAGCGCGGUGAUGAAGUAUUCCGUGAAAUUGGAGGUCGUCUCUGAUUAUUCAGAUAUUUUUGGGCUUUGUAUGACUUAUACAUAACCGGAGUUACAGGAUCAGUCUCCCAUGUUUUUGAUCAUUUGAGCAAUGGCCUGAAACUUGCAAAUUCCUGGCAAUAUUCAAUCUGAACAAUCUUGAUCGUACUUUAGAAUGGAGUAAAAACUUUCUGGCAUGCUAUUCCAUGCAAUCAACGUCAAAAUUAACUUGUCACUCUGUUAUGAUUUUAAAAAGUAAGAAUCUCUUGUAACCUUUA
Messenger RNA from Physcomitrium patens, 1617 nucleotides. NCBI's taxonomy places the organism in Eukaryota, Viridiplantae, Streptophyta, Bryopsida, Funariales, Funariaceae. The record is from RefSeq and is a predicted model, not a curated record.